UGCCCUUUAUAAUCGAAGCUUCUGCUCGUCACCCCACCCCUCUUUCAAUUGAAAUCCCAGACAGCGUGGCGUCGCGGCAUUUUUAAAACGGUGAAUUCGGAAAAAAAAAAAUAAAGAAACUUGGGUGAAUUUUUCUCUGCAAAAUGUUUAAUUCACGUGCCAUGGGGUAUUCCGCCUACGAUGACCAGCAACUAUGCCAAAAUUUGAGAGAACUACAAUAUGAAUUGUCUUCCAUGAUGGAAUCAAAUGAAGCUUCUGUUCAGCAUCGUGCUCCUUCAAACGACGAUCAAUCUGACGAUGGUUCCAGCAGUUCCCCGGAAGCUUUGUUGGAAAUUCAACAAAAACUACGUGUGAUGCGCUUAGAUAAAAGUGCUCCGCAGUUUGAAUUCCACGGCUUGGGAUGCAUGCAUCAGCUUCAAAAGCGUUCAAGUCAGUUUGGAUUGGGUAGUGUUCCGGCGAAAAAAUCGCGUACCGCUAGACCCCCCUACCUCUUAGUUACUGGUCCAAAGCAGGAGCAACUGCAAAAGGAAAAUGUGUGGAACCAGCGUCAACGCGAGGAAGAAGCUUCUGCACCGCCCAUUACAAUUGAAAAACUGCGUUCGAUUGGCUUGUACGGCGAUUGCGUUGAGCGCAACGCCGUGCUGCGUCUGAUGAAUCUGUUCAGGUCUCUGCAUGAUCACCUGUCUGCUGACUUGGGCUUUUCGCGUCAAAACUCAAUGCCUUCGGACUACCUAUUCGAAAUGCCCGUAAAGAACACGAUGCCAAGAAGCCUAAAUGUGCGUUACCAACUUCAGGUUCUCUGCUCUAAGGUAGAGCGAUUCCUAGAGCAACAGCGUCGCACACUGGAGAACAAUCGCAACUUUGACUACGAAAAGUACACCGAGUGCGACAAGUUGAUCAAAGGUUCAGCCUCUUAUUUGCAAUCAUUUAAUCAGUUUAAAAACAUUGAAAUGCGCCAUCGUAAUGGAAACUUUGUGAACAAUACGGAAAAUGUGCAGCGCUUGGAGGGUUUGCUGGCGGGUCUGCGUGAGUGGCUUAAGGCCACGCAUCUCUGCGUGCAUGUGUUCAACUGGGAAAUGGACCUGGAGCAUCGCUAUUCGGCGGCCAUGACUGAAAGCCACAGGUCCUUGAACGAGCGAGCCAUCCUAUUGGCAAGCUCCGAGUUAAAGGCGGCAAAACCUCGUGCUAUCACCACGGAGGAGGUGUUCAUUGCCAAGAAAUAUAAGCUUGAUAAUGCUGUCAGCUGUGCCAUCGAGCAGGACGAUUUCCUCAAUGCUCUUCUUGCCAAUCCAGAGAUCUACUUCCCACCCGAAGUUGUGGCCAUUUGCGGUCCACCGAAGAUCGCCGACUUAAACGCAGAGGAUGAUUCUGAAUUUAUGGACGAGUACGAAGUUGUGGAUGAGGCGCCAUCAUCGCCCCAGCGACGCAAUGAACGUGUAUUUGUGCGUUUCAGAAGCUAAGCUGAAUCAGAGCAAUUUAAGAGCCUUUAAAGGUACUUAUAAAUAUUUGAAUUCUUAAAAAUAUGUAUAUUACAAGUUACCUACAAAGUCUUACACUUACCUAAAAAAGUUAAUGGUAAUAUUUUAAGCAAAUUCGACAAUUAUUUUGGAUGCCUUAUUCGUAAUUUUAUAAGAA
This is a messenger RNA of Drosophila eugracilis, 1635 nucleotides long. It is a transcript of the gene bam, whose product is annotated as protein bag-of-marbles. The transcript is spliced from 3 exons. The record is from RefSeq and is a predicted model, not a curated record. Bases 144 to 1460 code for a protein of 438 amino acids. NCBI's taxonomy places the organism in Eukaryota, Metazoa, Arthropoda, Insecta, Diptera, Drosophilidae.